Messenger RNA from Otolemur garnettii (small-eared galago), 990 nucleotides. It is a transcript of the gene ARL4D, whose product is annotated as ADP ribosylation factor like GTPase 4D. Gene Ontology annotation, cellular component: cytoplasm. NCBI's taxonomy places the organism in Eukaryota, Metazoa, Chordata, Mammalia, Primates, Galagidae. The coding region runs from base 140 to 745 and encodes 201 amino acids. The transcript has 2 exons. The record is from RefSeq and is a predicted model, not a curated record. Gene Ontology annotation, biological process: intracellular protein transport; vesicle-mediated transport. Gene Ontology annotation, molecular function: GTP binding; GTPase activity.
GGCUCGCUGUUCUGCUUCGGAGGCUGGCGGGGAAAGACUCCGGGAGAGCGCGGCUGACGAAAGAACAGCGGUGCUCACGGGGCCUGUGAUUUCAAGGCCUCCUCCCUGUCUCUCUCUACUCGGAGCCCUGAGACUUGCCAUGGGCAACCACUUGACUGAGAUGGCGCCCACCGCCGCCUCCUUUUUGCCCCACUUUCAGGCCCUGCACGUCGUAGUCAUUGGACUGGACUCUGCUGGAAAGACCUCUCUCCUUUACCACCUCAAGUUCAAAGAGUUUGUCCAGAGUGUCCCCACCAAAGGGUUCAACACUGAGAAGAUCCGGGUACCCUUGGGGGGGUCCCGUGGCAUCACCUUCCAAGUGUGGGACGUUGGUGGUCAGGAGAAGCUGCGGCCACUGUGGCGCUCCUACACCCGCCGGACAGAUGGACUGGUGUUUGUAGUAGAUGCUGCUGAGGCUGAAAGGCUGGAGGAGGCCAAGGUUGAGCUACACCGAAUCAGCCGGGCCUCGGACAACCAAGGUGUGCCUGUGCUAGUGCUGGCCAACAAGCAGGACCAACCUGGGGCCCUUAGUGCAGCAGAAGUGGAGAAGAGGCUGGCAGUCCGUGAGCUGGCAGCAGCCACUCUCACCCAUGUGCAGGCCUGCAGUGCUGUGGACGGGAUGGGGCUGCAGCCAGGCCUGGAGCGACUGUAUGAGAUGAUCAUCAAGAGGAAGAAGGCCGCCCGGGCAGGCAAGAAGAGACGGUGACCAGAGGAGAUCCACUCCCUACCAGUAUGGAUCUGCACACUUGGGGCCUAUGGCCUCAGUCAGCCCAGCAUACAGGACCUGUCCACCUCAGUGGAAGAUGGAGGAGCAUGUGGGCUCCUGUUUAGUUGCCACACUAGGAGGGGGGAUGGGAGAUGGGAUGUCUUUGAACAUCUCUCCCUCAUCCUCCCCUCUGGAGAAGUGGGGGCUGCAGGACUGUGGAAGCUUAAAUGUAAACUGUGACUCUA